AUGAGGCCGCUGGCUCAGCAGCAGAUAUCUUGUAUGAAUGAGGCCCUGGGGGUUCACCCCUUCUCCCCACCCAGCCAACGACAAAAUCAGGCCUCCUCGGCCAACUCUGCUUAUUUUUCACGGGAGCAUAAUAUUCCACUCGAAGAUUCCAUUGUCCUUUCCUGCAGACCAGGCCUUCGGAAAUAUCACAGGGAGGCAGCCAAGGAGAAGCGCAAACCCUCGGCGCGCUUUGCAAACAGCCCAACAACGGUGGUCUUCCCUUCCCUGCACAGGGAGGAGGAGCGCGCGCUCCCCGGGGCUGCGGAGAGCGGCGGAGGUGGGUCGGCCGCCUUUGCGCGCCCCCCAACAUUGGCACCGGGGAACCUCACGAUUCUAGCCGGAGCUUGGAGAACUGACCUCAUCCCUGCCUCCCCACCCUGCAAGCUUCACCUGCUGCUGCUGGGUGGGUGGACACUGAAAUUUAGGGAGGUGAUUCCCCGGGCGACCUCAGCCUCUCGGUUUCCCAGACUUAAGUGCUUCGUGGAGUUGGGGGGGGUGCACCCCGAAUCCCUCAACCUCGUGCACUCCUGUUGCUGCUGCUGCUUCUGGGGACUGAAAUUUGGGGAGUGCACCCCUCGGUUUGCCAGACUUAAGUGCUUCGUGGAGUUGGGGGGUACACCCCAAAUCCCUCCUACCCCGUGGGCCCCAGCUGCUGCUGCUGCUGUUGCUGCUGGGUGGACACUGAAAUUUGGGGAGCGUAUUCUCUCCCCAUCCCCAUCCCCUGGGCGGCCUCAGCCCCUCGGUUUCCCAGACUUAAGUGCUUCGUGGAGUUGGGGGGUGCGUGCGCCCCCCGCCACCGUCGAUCUCAAGCUGGAGAUUUUAAAGACCCUCGAGAAGAGCCACGUCGGGGGCUGGUUCCCCUGGGGCUUCCUCCCGUCCCCCGACUUCCUGAUCCUCUGGAGCAUCCCAGAUGCCUGCAAGGAUGUGGACCUGGACGUGCUGGUGGAGGCGCUGAGGCCCGUGGGCACCUUCACGAAGAUCACCAAGGUGUUCCGCGAGGAGGACUCCACCGUGGGGCUCCUGCAGAUCGGGGAGGACGUGGACCCCCUGCGCAUCCCCCGCGAGGUGCGCCUGGCCGGAGGCGUGUGGCGGGUCAUCUCCAAGCCGGCCACCAAGGAGGCCGAAUUCCGCGAGCGCCUCGCGCAGUUCCUGGAGGAGGAAGGCCGCACCCUCGAGGACUUGGCCCGCAUCCUGGAGAGGAGCACCCCGCACCCCCCGAGGCCGGCCCCGGCCAAGCGCAGGGUGCGAAGGCGCGUGGCACAGAUGGUCACCCCGCCGCCUCGCCUGGUAGUGGGCACCUACGACAGCAGCAACGCUAGCGACAGCGACCUCGACGACUUCGAGGCCGUCCGCCCCGUCGGGGUUGGCAAGGCUCAAGCCCAUCCGAGGCGCCGGCGAGCCAUGCCCGUCAGUUACCUGGGCAGCAAGUUCCUGGGCAGCGAGGUGGAGAGCGGAGACGACGAGGAGCUGGUGGAGGCCUUUCUGCGACGAGGGGACAGGCCGGAGGACUCGGGGACGGCCCUCCACCGCCGCCUGGCAUCGCCCGUGCCCGCCGUGGACGACAGCCCCGGGCCCCCGCGGUCCAAGCCCGACAGCUGGCGGGGGUACGUGGGCCAGGUGUCCUGGGGGAAGCUGAAGCGGAGGGUGAAGGGGUGGGCGCCCAGGGUCAGGGCGUCUGGGUUGGGCGUCUUCAAUGUGGGCAAUGAGGCGGCGAUGGCAGGCGCCUCCGGGGUGGCCUGGGGGCAGGCCAGCCCCCCGUGGCAGCUGUGGAGGCCCAAAAUCAGUUGGGUGUCGUUCCGGAGACCCCGCAUCAGGAAGGAAUUGGCGAGUAUCUGGGCUGACCAGCCUGAAGGGUUUCCAGCUAGUCAGAGGGCAGAGGCUGCAGAUAACCCAAGGGCAGAGGCGCCAGCUGUCCAGGAGGCAGAGGCUGCAGAUAAUCAGAGGCCUGAGGCCAUGGCGGAUCAGUGGGCAGAACCUAGAGAUAACCAGAGGGUAGAGGUUUUAGCUGGGCAAGAAGCAGAGGCAGAUCAUCAGAGGGCAGAGGCCCCCACUAUCCAGGACGCAGAGGCUAGAAAUCAUCAGAGGGCAGAAGCUGCAGAUGAUCAAAGAGCAGAAGCCUUAGCAGGCCAGGAGGCAGAAGCGGCAAAUAAUCAGAGGAUGGAGGCCCCAGCUGACGAGGGGGCAGAGGCCAGAGAUAAUCAGAGGGCUGAAGGCAACGCUGUUCAGGAAGCAGUGGCCCCAGCUAGCCAGAGACCAGAAGUUCCAGCUGGUCCGAGGGCAGAAGCCAUCCUUCCCCAGAGAGUAAACUCUCCACUUGUCCCGAGGGCAGAGCCACCCCUUGCCGAGGGAGCAGGUCCCUCGCGCGAGGAACCAGAGGCCUCGAGGGGGGCCCGGAAGCAGGUGAAAACAGUUCGGUUCCAGACCCCAGGCCGCUUCUCCUGGUUCCGAAAAGCCCGGAGAACCUUCUGGACCGGCCCACGGCUGCCAGUGCUACCCAAGAGAGCACAGAGGGGCGAGGCUGAAGUCGGGGAGCGGGAAGAGCAGGUGUAA
This is a messenger RNA of Suncus etruscus (white-toothed pygmy shrew), 2589 nucleotides long. RefSeq names its product coiled-coil domain containing 8 (gene CCDC8). The record is from RefSeq and is a predicted model, not a curated record. The transcript has 4 exons. NCBI's taxonomy places the organism in Eukaryota, Metazoa, Chordata, Mammalia, Eulipotyphla, Soricidae. The coding region runs from base 1 to 2589 and encodes 862 amino acids. Gene Ontology annotation, cellular component: nucleus.